UAAAGAAAAACAGUGCACGUUUGUUGCUUAAAUGUGCAUGGUAUUCAAUCACUUGGUAACUAUAUAGAGACACAUCAUUGAAGUGUGCAUACUUUUCUCGUGGAAUUUUCAUUGAAGAUGGAGCUACACGAAAUCACGGUGGGUAAAAAUGGGAUCGACAACACCCUGCAGGUCAGCGGAGAGAAAAACGAGGGCUACGAUAUCGACGGUGAUGUCAUUACAGAGCUAUCUGUCAAGAAUAAAUCACACGUCAAUGGUCAGUCGGACAGAGGACGUAGACGGGUGUCCUAUGCUUCCGACACGGACCAAACACCGUCCAAAGACUUUGAUCCCCCUAGUAACGAGGUGACAGUAGAGAACGACACGGAACAACCUUUCCUGUAUACCGUCAGUGAAACACCGCCAGUACAUACGCUCCUUCUCAUAGGGUUUCAGCACGCUCUUCUGUCACUAUCUGGGUCACUCGCCAUCGUUCUCAUCGCCGCUGACGUCAUAUGCGCUAAAGAAGACGCGGAGUUAACGUCGCAGAUGCUCAGCUCUACUCUCUUUGUAAAUGGCGUGUCCACCAUCUUGAUGGUGACCAUCGGGGCUAGGUUACCGCUGUACCAAGGGGCGUAUGGAGGAUACAUAAUCCCUCUACUGGCACUACUGCAGAUCGAUCCUAACCGAUGUUCUAUCAAACGUCCUUCACUACAAAACUCUACUAUAGGGUUCAAUUCAACGAUUUCCCCAAUACCAUUCAACGAAGAACAAGCACAGAAAGACCUCGUCUUGUCAUACUUCGCUGAGAUACAGGGAUGUCUGAUGAUCGUGGGCACUAUUCAUUUCCUGGUUGGCGCUACAGGCCUCGUGGGCGUAUUGUUACGAUACGUGGGUCCGAUCACCAUCGUACCCAGCAUACUACUACUUGGAAUAUAUGUGGCUGAACCCGUGCUGACAUUCGUGGCUCCACACUGGGGAAUGGCUCUUCUGACCAGCUCCAUCGGAUUCAUUCUGGCAUUCUACCUGGCUAAUUGGAAGAUGCCUAUCCCAAUAUGGACCAGGGCAAAAGGCUGUCAUAUCAUUCGCUACCCUUUCCAUCAGAUAUACGCCAUCCUGAUUGCGAUCACCAUCUCCUGGUUGGUCAGCCUUAUAAUAACAGAGGCGGGAGGCUUCACGGACGACCCAAAGAACAAAGGGUACCUGGCCAGAACUGACGCCCGACUCGGCACCAUCACUAGUGCUAAAUGGUUCUUCUUUCCAUAUCCAGGAUUACACGGGUCUCCCGCCUUUAGCUCAACAGUCUUUGUCGGCUUUCUCAUUGCCACCUUCAUUUCUAUCCUCGACUCCAUCGGAGAUUACUACGCAUGCGCAGCAAUAUGUCGCGUUCCACCUCCUCCGUCGUUUGCCGUUAAUAGGGGUAUAGCUAUUGAAGGGUUAUGUACUGUUCUGUCAGGGGUACUUGGUUGCCCCCAAGCAACGACCACAUAUGGAGCGAACAUAGGAGCUAUUGGCGUCACAAGGGUUUCCAGUCGCAGUGUAUUUAUUGUGGUAGGGGUUGUCUAUAUCAUCUUCGGGGUAAUAGGAAAAUUGUCUGCCGUUUUCAUUUCUAUCCCCUACCCCGUCCUUGGCGGGGCACUGAUCAUCAUGAUGGGCAUGUUUAAUGGAGUAGUGUUGUCUAAUCUGGUCAACGUCGAUCUGACGUCCUCCCGAAACCUUGCAAUCAUGGGGGUCUCUCUCCUCAUGGGCCUCCUUGUACCACUCUGGGUUAAAACCUAUCCCAACGACAUCGACACAGGGAACACGGAAGUGGAUUUCAUAUUGAAAGGACUUUUAGGAAAUCCGAACUUUUCUGGAGCAAUAAUAGCUUGUUUUCUGGACAACACAAUUCCAGGAACAUUGGAGGAACGAGGAAUCACAGCCUGGCAGAACAACGAAGGGGGCGAGUCGGGGGCGACUACUAACUACGUAGAAGGGAUAGAGUUGUAUGACACCUGGCUACCUGAAUCCAUGAAAAACUGGAAAGGCUUGGAAUAUAUCCCAUUUAUGCCUACCCCAAAGAAACGAAAAAGGAGCCUGUCUGGUCAAUGGGCAAGAAGGAAGUCGAUUAUUGCUGGUGUAUCUGAUGUAAUGGUGUAAAAGUCAAAUACAAUUGGCAUUAUAUAUAUAGUAAUUAAAUCAAGAAAAAAUGUUAAAACAGAGUCAAUAGAAAAUCGUUAAAAGCUUUUGAUUAUGUAUCCGAGAAUGGUUUCACAUUUUUGGAGAAAUAAGUCUCUAUAUGUAUUUACCAGUUAAAAUGAUGGCUAAUGUCAAAUGCGUAUAUAAACGAAACUUGAAGUUUAGUUUGAAACUUACCCUUUCGAUAUAACAAAUUAUAAUCGGCCAGUCAUUAACUCAAGCAUUAUCAAUACAUGUGUUUCUCAGUACUUAUCACGAUAUACUCCCCUACAUAUACAUAUAUCGUUAUAUCUACAUUAUUCACGUGUUUCCUAACAUAUCAUUUAAAGACCUAAUUACUUCAGAAUUCAUUGGAGAUCGUAAAAGAGGGGUCAGUUUACAUUGCUUUCCAAAAUCCAUUCAGAUGGCUGCUGUAUCGGUGGUUGUUUACGGCCUUAACUGUGGUGAGGAUUUCUAAUAUUUAAAGAUUUAAACAUCAAUAUCAAUGACAUUAUAUAAUUAGGUGAACAUUAUUAAGGCGAUAACAAGGAAGACAGUUUACAACCGUUGCAGUCCAUUACAUGUUUCAUUGUAAAUAAAAUUGUGCAAUUUUUAUCAUUAUCUUGAAAAGUUCAUUUUCCCAUGAUCACACCAUUGAUGGUCUCGUAUAAAUGUAUGAUAUUUCGUAUGAAAACUGUCUUCUUGAUAUGUAAACAGUAUAUGCCAAAUGUUUCACAAUUUGUAAAUAAGAAAUGCUUUUCAUGUACAUUAAAAACAUUAUAU
This is a messenger RNA of Mizuhopecten yessoensis (Yesso scallop), 2919 nucleotides long. RefSeq names its product solute carrier family 23 member 1-like. Lineage: Eukaryota; Metazoa; Mollusca; Bivalvia; Pectinida; Pectinidae. Gene Ontology annotation, cellular component: membrane. The record is from RefSeq and is a predicted model, not a curated record. Gene Ontology annotation, biological process: transmembrane transport. Gene Ontology annotation, molecular function: transmembrane transporter activity. Bases 118 to 2118 code for a protein of 666 amino acids. The transcript is spliced from 12 exons.